AUGGCAUGCAUCCUUCCCUACCUGCCGCAAUCUCUGCGUGAGAUUGUCGAGCCUUACAUUCCUCUUUACGAAGAACACGCGCCACUGAUUGGCAUCGCGUUUGCUUCCUUCAUCGCAAUCUACGUGGGGUACUUAUACGUCCGAAGCCAGAAGGAAGCUGCUGUCGCGUUCAAUGUCCCUGUACCACCGGAAGUGCGCAAAAGCAACACUGGCAAGAAAUGGGACGAGGUCUCGGGUCAGCAGAAACAAGUUCUGGAAGAUCAAGCUCGGGGAAAAUGGAACGAUAACUUGAUCAUGAGCUACUGCCCCGCCGACGGUCGAGUGCUUGGAAAUGGAAUUCGCCCUGCUACUGUCGAAGAUGUUGAUGAAGCCGUGCAGGCUGCCAAAACCGCGCAGCGUGAAUGGGCCAAGACCACCUUCGCCGAGCGCAGAAAGGUUCUCCGGACACUCUUGAAAUACGUGCUCGAACACCAGGACGACAUCGUGACUGCAUGCUGCCUCGACUCUGGAAAGACAAAAGUUGAUGCCUCGUUCGGCGAGAUUCUUGUGACAGCCGAAAAGCUCAAGUGGACUAUCGAUCAUGGCGAGAAGGCCCUUCUACCUUCACGCAGACCGACCAACUUCCUUAUGAUGUACAAAAAGAACAUGGUCACUUAUGAACCCCUAGGCGUGGUGUCCGCCUGUGUCUCGUGGAAUUACCCCUUUCACAACUUCAUCGGACCGGUCAUCAGCGCGCUAUUCACAGGCAACGGUGUCGUCGUCAAGCCCUCCGAGCAAACUGCCUGGUGUACCACCUACUUCCUGGAUAUUGUUCGCGGCGCUCUUUCGAGCUGCGGAUACUCUCAUGACCUGGUUCAGACCAUUGUGUGUCUCCCCGCUGUCGCAGACAAGUUGACCUCCCACCCGGACAUCUCACACCUCACAUUCAUCGGCUCCCGACCUGUCGCAUUCAAAGUCUGCGAGUCCGCUGCAAAGUCUCUCACCCCUGUCACUGUCGAAUUGGGCGGCAAAGACCCAGCUGUCAUUCUGGACGAUUCCCGCACAAUUCGCAACCUUCCAACCAUCGCCUCGAUCCUUAUGCGCGGCGUUUUCCAAUCCGCUGGUCAAAACUGCAUCGGUGUGGAGCGUAUAAUCGCUUUGCCCGGCACCUACGACAAACUGAUCGAGAUGGUCACACCUCGAAUCCAAGCCCUCCGCCUCGGUUCCAUUCUCCUGGACAUCACGUCCAACGAUCCCUCCGCCAUCACACCUGAUAUGGGAGCUAUGAUCUCCCCAGCCUGCUUUGAUAAGGUCGAAUCUCUGAUCUCCGAAGCCGUCAAACAAGGCGCCCGUCUGCUCGCUGGUGGAAAACGCCACGAACACCCGAAAUACCCCCAAGGUCACUAUUUCACUCCUACUCUUCUCGUCGACGUCACUCGUGACAUGCGGAUCGCUCAAGAAGAGCUAUUCGCACCUAUCUUCCUCGUUAUGCGCGCCGAGUCUGUGCCCGAUGCUAUCGCCAUCGCCAACUCCACUGCCUAUGCCCUCGGUGCCAGUGUUUUCGGCCACAACUCUGCUGAUGUGCAAGCCUGCGUCUCCAGUAUUGACGCUGGCAUGGUCUCUGUAAACGAUUUCGGAGCUUAUUAUGCUGUUCAGUUACCCUUUGGCGGUGUUAAGGGAUCUGGAUAUGGCCGGUUUGCCGGUAAUGAAGGCCUACAAGGUCUGUGCAACACAAAAGCUGUUUGCGUAGACAGGUUCCCUAAACUUGUUGGCACUGCCAUUCCUCCGCGCGUCGAUUAUCCCAUCCAGAAACGGGAGGGCAGUGCCGGUAUGAAUGAUGGCAAUGCAGCCUGGGAAAUGUGCAAAGGUGUUGUUGAAACUGGUUAUCAAUUGACAAUCGGUGGAUGGGUUGCUGGACUCAUCCGGUUGUUGAGCAACAUGUGA
This is a messenger RNA of Penicillium longicatenatum, 1923 nucleotides long. RefSeq names its product aldehyde dehydrogenase family protein. The transcript is spliced from 2 exons. NCBI's taxonomy places the organism in Eukaryota, Fungi, Ascomycota, Eurotiomycetes, Eurotiales, Aspergillaceae. The coding region runs from base 1 to 1923 and encodes 640 amino acids. Gene Ontology annotation, molecular function: aldehyde dehydrogenase (NAD+) activity. The record is from RefSeq and is a predicted model, not a curated record.